Messenger RNA from Acanthopagrus latus (yellowfin seabream), 3028 nucleotides. RefSeq names its product complement component 1, q subcomponent-like 4 (gene c1ql4a). The transcript is spliced from 3 exons. Lineage: Eukaryota; Metazoa; Chordata; Actinopteri; Spariformes; Sparidae. The record is from RefSeq and is a predicted model, not a curated record. The coding region runs from base 1190 to 1906 and encodes 238 amino acids. Gene Ontology annotation, molecular function: protein binding.
GAAUGGGAGCGUCAGACUGCCGCGCGUCCCUCAUUUGGAAGUGCGUCAAAAAAGUGUUCCAGCAGGUAUUUUACCAGGCUUCGUUUCCUCUGAAGUGAGCGCCGUUCCGAACUCCAUUUCCCACCUGGUGAGAGAGAAGAGUGGGGAUUACGCGCUGAUUAAGAAAACUCCUCACCACUUUUCCUGGCACCUCCCGCUCGCCCGUCGGCUCCCCCGUCUCUCCGUUUGGCGCUCCGACGGUCCAAAGUCCCUCAGUGGUUUUUGUUGGUGGGACGCGGACUGAGCCGAUACACAGAAGAAUUUUUAUCCUCUCCCAAAAAAAAAAAAUUCGGAGUAGAAAGAGCCGAUGAUAUAAAGAGGUGGAGGAAUCUAUCAGAAGCACAUCCAGGUUAACAAAAGUACUCCUGAAAACGGUUCAUUUGUAUUGUGGACGGUGGAAACAAGAUAGAAGCGUGGAGUCAUAACAUGGUUGUGUCAGGAAAAGAUCUCUGAUGAACUUUUGUCACUUACAGUCAUGAGUGAGACGUCCACAUGAAGUGAGAGCCUGUGCUUCGAAAUAACUAUUUUUUCUCUUUGAAAAAGCAGUAAAUCACUCUACAAGCAAACAAACAACCCCUCCACUUCCUCCUCAAUGAGCUGAAUGUGACAUCAGCCCUCAUUCCAGCACACUUUUAAUAAGCUCUGCUUUCACAACAUUCCUCUCAGUGCCAGCCAUGGUUUCUGUCUGAUGCUGAAAAUUAAACUGACUGGAGUACAACAGAGGAAGUCAAAAAAGGUGAACUGAGUUUCAUCAGAUAGAUUAUGUUUUUUGCAGUGUGUUACCACACACCUGACACGUCCAGAUUUUUGUGUUUAUUUUCUUAAACGCUGUGGUGUGUAAAGGCCUCAUUCUAAAUCGAGCUCCUGGUCCGCUGGACAUCUUUAUUGUUUCUCUAGGAUCAAGUUAUUUCCCUCCUGGCUGCCUUACUGCCAUUUUGCGCUCUCUCUCUCAUACUUAGCCCAGUGAUACACUGUUUUCCCUCCACUCCUCUACACCUCCUGCAUCACCUUUUCAUACCAUACUGGUUCUCUGAGAAGCUUCAUCCUGGCCGGCACUAUUCCAGCCAAGGGGGAAGAGGACUUCCUGACGCUGGCCGCCUCGCGGCUCAGCCGCAGGAAACGUGUCAUUGGAGCUGCCGUAGGUGUGGCCAUGGUUCUUAUACUGUUGGUCGCCAUUCCCCUGCUGGUCCACACAACCAAAGGGAGGAACACCGGAAAUGCAGGGAGCCAUUACGAAAUGCUGGGAACCUGCAGGAUGGUAUGUGACCCCCACGGUACGUCUCAGCCUGGGCAGGAGUUGACAGCUGUAUCUCCACUGCCCCAGGAUCCUUCUGGGAAGAAGAUAAAGUCUGGGAUACGUGGGCCUCCAGGGAUCCCUGGCCCUCCAGGGGAACAGGGACCUCCUGGCAAACCAGGGCCACAGGGGCCCCCAGGGCCAGGUCCUGGUGGCUAUUCUCCCUCGCUUUACACUCCCAAAAUUGCCUUUUAUGCGGGCCUACGUAAGCAGCACGAGGGGAGUGAAAUACUAAAAUUUGAUGACGUGGUGACCAAUGUAGGCAACUACUACGAGCCCAGCACCGGCAAGUUCACCUGUCCUCUGCCUGGCAUCUACUUCUUCACCUACCAUGUUCUAAUGAGAGGGGGUGACGGGACCAGCAUGUGGGCAGACCUGAAGAAGAAUGGACUGGUAAGAGCCAGCGCCAUCGCUCAGGAUGCUGAUCAGAAUUACGACUACGCCUCCAACAGUGUGAUCCUGCAUUUGGACGUGGGCGAUGAGGUGUGUGUGCAGCUGGACGGAGGGAAGGUCCACGGAGGGAACACAAACAAGUACAGCACCUUCUCUGGCUUCCUCAUCUACCCAGACUGAAUGUGAAACCCUAACCCCCUGUCGAACGGACACUGACACACACAUAGGAAAUACUCACAGUCACAUGUACGUAUGCAAAUAAAUGCGCACACACAGACAUGCGUGCACACAAUGCCUGCAUGUGCACGAAUAUAAACAUACACACACACGCAGACACUCACAGAUUACAACAGCAAAAGUGAAGUGGGUAUUGAGUGAAAAUCAGAGAUAAAGUGGAAUUAGGUGGAGUUGUGUGAUUUGGAGCCAAGCAUCAUGAGCAAACUGCAUUUACUGGCGCCCUUUAUGUGCAAAUAUGAAUUCCAGAAGAUGUACAGUAUAGGUGCACAUAACAAUUGCACGUUGUGCUCUGAAAUAUCUACAAAAAAAAAUACUUUGAUGUGUUCCAUAUUAACUGACAUCGUGAGAAUAUAGCAAACACCAUCAGUCUAAUUGUUUGAUUUUUUUUACUGCAACAAUGGUGUUAAGGGUGCCGUUAAUCAAAGAUGACUACGCUGAGGUGAAUGCACACCUGCCGUAUUCCAAUCUUGUACAUCUCUGCUCUCCAUUCCAGUGACUGCUGAUCAAACAGCCUGCUGUCUAUUUUGCAGAUCAUCAUUGUAAAACGAUAUUAUUAUCUUUUAUUUGCCCUCAAGUGAAUUCCACCAGAUGAAAUGAAUAAAGGCCCUCUUGUGAUUCACCCUGGAUUGGGGCUGAUUAAAAAAAAAAAAAAAAAAAGGCCAUCUGAAUAAACACAGAUGUUUGACCUGUCGUUCCUGUCUCGUUCAUGACGCAGGACAUCACACAGCACGAUACAACAAAACACAGUUGAAUGACUCUUGUGUGUGAUUAAGUUUUAAUUGCCAAGUGCAUCACUGACAACAUGUUUUGCGUGUGUAAGUGUGUGUGUGGGUAUGUCAGUAUGUGUGAGUGGGUAAACUGUAAGACAAUGAAGCGGCUGCAGUGUUUUAUUUACCAGGUGUUGUAUAAUACCUUGCAGGCACGUUACUGUAAUUACACUGCCAUACCUACUUAAUACUUUAUUUUUGAGAGAUCCUGUCAUCAUAUGUAUAAAGACAGUGACCCCUGGACGGGCUAUCUGGUAUGCUGAAUAGGUUGAUUAGACAGUUGCUAUUAAAAUAUCUA